Molecule: messenger RNA, 1116 nt
Organism: Xyrichtys novacula (pearly razorfish)
Lineage: Eukaryota; Metazoa; Chordata; Actinopteri; Labriformes; Labridae
Source: the annotation of a GenBank genome assembly
AUGUCCUCUGAUUGGCUGAUGCGCUAUAACACAACAACAUGGAGGACACCGUUUACAGCGCCGCCACCCUCUGCUCACAGGUUUAAAAGCAAGGAGAGCUCGCCAACGGUGAAGGACUCAACCAGUGUGACCAGUUCAAGUGUGACCAGUUUAAAUGUGAGCGGUCCAAAUGUGACCAGUUCAAAUGUGACCGGUCCAAAUGUGACCGGUCCAAAUGUGACCGGUCCAAGUGUGACCACGAACAAACCCGAGCCGCCAACACCAAUUCCUUAUAAAUCUCCAGGACCGUACUUGGUGGAGUACCCCUACGAGUACCACUACACCAUCAACGAGCCAAACAAAUGUCAGCAGAACAAACCCUUCCUGGUUCUGAUGGUUCCAGUGGCGCCCAGCAACAGGGCUCACCGGGACAUCAUCCGCAGCACCUGGGGAAACGAGAGCCUGGUCCAGGGCAAAGCGGUGCAGCUGUUCUUCUUACUGGGGCAGCACAGCGGGGAGGGGGCAGAAAAGCUCCAGGAACAGCUGCUACAGGAGAGCAAGGAGCAUGGAGAUCUGAUCCAGAGCACCUUCCUGGACUGCUACAAGAACCUGACCAUCAAGACCAUGGUGAUGAUGGAGUGGGUGGACUCGCACUGCUCCGGGACCUCGUACGUCAUGAAGAUCGACUCGGACAUGUUUCUGAAUGUGCCCAAACUCAUCAGCAUGCUGCUCAACUCUCCAAAGACAAACUACCUGACCGGACUGGUGGCAAGAGGAGCUGCUGUCCUCCGGGAUCGAAGAUCUAAGUGGUACCUUCCAGCAUCUAUUUAUCCCAGACAGUAUUACCCGCGGUACGCUCUGGGUCUGGGAUAUGUGUUUUCUGUGGACAUGGCUAAAAAACUGGUGGAGGCAUCCAGACACGUGAAAGCUGUUUACAUCGAAGACGUGUACGUGGGACUGUGUAUGCAGCACCUGAACAUACCCCCCACUGACCCUCCGAAUUGGGGUUUCUUCCAUGUUUUUCCUAUGAAGUACAGUCGCUGCGCGUACUCUAAACUCAUCGCCACCACAACCAACAAACAGAUGGACCGAGUCUGGGCUUGGAAGGACUUUAAAAAACCGGGACCACCCUGCUAA